This is a messenger RNA of Cokeromyces recurvatus, 1762 nucleotides long. RefSeq lists its product as uncharacterized. The record is from RefSeq and is a predicted model, not a curated record. Gene Ontology annotation, molecular function: protein binding. The transcript is spliced from 2 exons. Lineage: Eukaryota; Fungi; Mucoromycota; Mucoromycetes; Mucorales; Mucoraceae. Bases 102 to 1577 code for a protein of 491 amino acids.
GUUAUUGUAGACAUCAUAAUGAAAAAGUCGGUUUCAGAAUUUGUUUUUCUUUGAAAGAUAAUAAAGGAAAUACAGUGGCUAAAGGUAUAUCUCCUCCAAUUAUGAUCACGGACGAUCAUAAAAGCUCAAAAAAGUUACGAAAAGAAAAUAUAAUCUCUUUAAAUCAAUCUUGUAAUCGUAAACGUUCAAGGAAAGGUCAAUCAUUAGAUAACAGUCACUUUACACUCUCUCAUUCUCCUCUUACUCCUGUUUCGUCUCGUAGAAGUUCUAUAACAAAGGAGAAGAAUCCGAUAGUAGCACAGACUGGGUCCCUCAAUGUCCCUUUCAUGAAGGAACCUUUAUCCCAUGCUUCAGAAUUUAUCACUCUAAUAGAGGAUGAUACCACCACCACCACCACAACCUUAUCUGAUCAUGUAAAUACUAUACAAAAAGAGGUAAAUCAGAGUGAGGAUCAAUCACCCUUCAUGUUUAAUCUCUUUCAACAGUCACAUCCUACUACUACUACUAUCGACUACAAUCAUCAUACUAGUCAUAAUCCAACACCUCAGCAACAGGAAGAAAUACACGAAGAUUGGCCUUUCAAUCGUCGACGUAAAAUUUCUCACCAAGAAGAAGACUAUACGGAUUUAACACAUCAUAAUAAUAAUUUGAAUCAAAAUGAGCUUACUUCAUCCUUAUUACUUUUUGACAGUAUACCUCAAUUAGAAAGACUUGUACCUUCUCAGGGCCCUACUUACGGUGGUAUUGAAGUGACUUUAUUAGGUUCAGGUUUCUAUCAGGGAUUGACCUGUUUAUUUGGAGAUCAUGUGGCAACAACUACAUUUUGGAAUGAAAAUACUUUGGUCUGUAUUCUUCCUCCUGCAACUCAUACAGGUCCCGUUGUUGUCUCCUUUAAAGAACAUCCUUUACUCGUCUUGGGUGGUCAAGAUGUUGCUAUUUUUACUUAUUAUAAUGCAACAAAUCAGGCCCUUCUAGAACUUGCUCUUCAAGUGGUAGGCUUAAAGAUGUCAGGAACAUUACAAGAUGCAAAACAAGUUGCUAUGAAUAUUGUUCAGGGCGGUAAUCAUAAUACCAGAGAUCCAUAUUCCAAGUCGUCACCACAAGAAAUAGUAAUGAAUUUAUUAUUAUCAUCACACACAUCAUUUAAUUUAUUACAAACCAAUUCAAGUGGUCAAACUUUACUUCAUCUUGCCGUCUUGCUUGAAAAUAAGCCACUCGUUCAAAUCCUACUUGACUUGGUAAAAGAAGAAAGACACAAGCUAUUAAAUGCAAAAGAUAAAAAUCAAAUGACUGCUCUUCAUUUUGCUAAAUCAAAAGAAAUGAUUCAUCUAUUACUUAAAGCUGGUGGUGUUCAUCUUCCUACACUACAAGAAUCGAAAUGGGCUUUGCCUUCUUCUUUACCGAAUACCAAAGAAGAAGAAGUCUUGAAUUUGUUUUAUUAUUUAAAUAGAAGAGAAAUACCUAAAAAGAUGAAUACUCUCAAGCGAAUAUCUUUAUCUGGAAGAAAUACUAAAUUUUCUAUCCUUCCAACAAUAUAUGAACUUUUAAAAUUUCUUAACAUUUGUAUAUACUAUUAAUAUUAAAGAAUGGGCUUGAUUUAACUAUUGAAACAGCGCCUAUACGAUUCAAUGAUAAAUUUAUUAAAAAGUGGUCAUAAUGAGCACAAUAGUUUAAAUAACUACAUUGCCCGAAUCAGUUUGUAAAGUUAAGAAUAAUAAUAAAAAACCCCCACCUCCUGAGAGUCAAGAGGGAAAAUGAAAAA